This is a messenger RNA of Sipha flava (yellow sugarcane aphid), 1270 nucleotides long. RefSeq names its product tRNA-dihydrouridine(20a/20b) synthase [NAD(P)+]-like (gene Dus4). Gene Ontology annotation, molecular function: flavin adenine dinucleotide binding; tRNA dihydrouridine synthase activity. The coding region runs from base 224 to 1270 and encodes 348 amino acids. Gene Ontology annotation, biological process: tRNA processing. The transcript is spliced from 6 exons. The record is from RefSeq and is a predicted model, not a curated record. NCBI's taxonomy places the organism in Eukaryota, Metazoa, Arthropoda, Insecta, Hemiptera, Aphididae.
AAUCUUCUAAUACAAUGGCCACGGUUAUCAUAUGGCUUAUCUAUAGUCGUGCUUCGUUACCGCACUUUUAUAGUUAUCAACAAUAAAUAAUAAAAUAUUAACUCUAUAAUAUUUUCUAUUCAAAAUCAUGACUAAAUAGAUUUUAUGUUGUGUCUUAAAUUGUGGUAGCUUAUGAAUUUAAAUACUUUAAAUUACUAAUCUUUGUUCCGAUUUGUUAUUUAAGAUGAAUUCCGUCGUUGAAUUAUUUAAUGAUGAAAAUAAAAAGUUUGUUAAAGUAUGUGCACCUAUGGUCCGUUAUAGCAAACUUCAAUUCCGAAAAUUAAUUCGUUUAUAUGAUUGUGAUUUAUGUUUUACACCUAUGAUAAUGGCCGACUCUUAUGUUAGAUCAGCUCAAGCUAGAGCACAUGAAUUUCAAAGUGACACAGAUGAUCGACCACUUAUUGUUCAAUUUGGUGCCAAUAAUUCAUCUGAUUUUAUAAACGCUUCUAAUUUGAUUAUUCCAUAUUGUGAUGGAAUUGAUCUGAAUUGUGGCUGUCCACAAAGAUGGGCUUUAAAUGAUGGAUAUGGUGCACAAUUACUGAAAAAUCCUGAAAUUAUCAAAGACUGUGUACGCCAAUUUCGCAACCGCUUUCCUAGCAAUAAAACAAUAUCAGUUAAACUAAGAUUACUUGUUGAUAAUAGAAAAAGUGUAGAUCUUUGUCAACAAAUUGAAGCUACUGGAAUAUCUUUUAUUACGGUUCAUGGACGAACUGCUAUUCAAAAAAAUCAACCUAUUGAUCAAGAAUGCAUAAAACUUAUUAAUGAAUCUGUUGGUGUUCCUGUGAUAUUGAAUGGUGAUGUUAAGAAUUUAUCAGAUGCAAUUAGUAUGCAUGAAUAUACUGGAUGUAAAGGAAUAAUGAGUGCUAGAGGUAUACUACACAACCCUGGCUUAUUUGCUGGCCAUAAAAUUACACCAAUUUCAGCUGUUAUAAAUUGGUUGAAUAUUUAUCAUACUAAUUUCUUAUGGUUUCAUCAUCAUUUAGUAUUUAUGUGUGACCGUUUACUUUCAAAAAAUGCAAAAAAUACUUUCAAUCAAUUGCGUACCGCAUCAGAUGUAAUUUCUUUUUUGGAAAGUCAAUUUCAUAUACCAAAUGUUUUAUCUAGCAAUAGGAAAUUGGGAAAAGAACUCAGUGGAAUUAGUGGUACUUAUUAUCAAAAUGUUGUUAAACAAAAAAACGUGUCAUCUCAAUCAGAAGAUUUUAUGGAAAGCUCAUUUAAUUUAUUUGAAUAA